Messenger RNA from Ricinus communis (castor bean), 1949 nucleotides. RefSeq lists its product as uncharacterized. Lineage: Eukaryota; Viridiplantae; Streptophyta; Magnoliopsida; Malpighiales; Euphorbiaceae. The record is from RefSeq and is a predicted model, not a curated record. Bases 235 to 1842 code for a protein of 535 amino acids. The transcript has a single exon.
AAUUAAUGCAACUUCAAAUACAACACAAAACGAAGUCACAGCUAAAUUACUUACAGCCACUUCUUCUGUUGCGUGGCUGCUUUGCAGUCCAAGUUGUCAUAUCUUUUUUCACUCAUUCUCUCUUUAAAGACCUCUACACCCUACACAGCUCUCCUCUCCACUUCUCUUAGUCGUUCAUUUAUCUCUCCAAAACGAACUAAAGCUCAGUACCCCAUUAAGCCAGGAUUGAAGAAGAUGGAUGUAUGGUCAUGGAUAUGUGAGCUUCCUGAGUUGGCCGACUGGACUGAUUUACACUCGCCACAUAUCUUCGAGCUCGCCAGUUCCAAACUCAUUAAUAGUGGAGAUGAUGAUAGUUCAGCUCGUUCUAUUCGGCUCAGAGCAGAGAGAACUGCUGGGUCUAACUCAGACGCAUUGGUUACUUUCUCUGUAUGUUUACAGGGUUUUCACCCUUUCAGUGCUCCAAAGACUCUCUGGGUCUCUGACACGUGUCCUUUAAACGCAGAAAAGCCUUUUCUCCCUCUACUACUUCAGCUUCUUGAAGAAAUCAUUACGCGUUCACCUAUGGCUGCUCAGUCUAGUACUUGCCCUCGUUCGCAGCUUCAAAAGCUCAAACCUGAACCCAUUUCUUGGAUUAUGGACAGCCACACACCUGAGUCAUUUUCGUGUUUUUUUAACCUAGUCUUCAUUAUGAGGUUGUUUUGGUUAUGUGUAUUUGACGCCCCUAGUGAGGUUGGGUCCUUGUAUUUUGAAUCUUUGCUGGGUCCAAAUCUUGAUGCCUUAAAAUGUGAACGAGCUCCUGUGUUGAAAACCUUUCUGGUUACUGUAGGAGCGGAUGCUGAGCUUUGUUUUAUGCGUACUUUAGGUUACAUGUUAACCAAAUGGCUUAUUCUAAGGGAGGUCGGUGUAGGACUGCAUGUUUUGGCCCCUGCUCUGGGUCAGCAAGUUAAGUUCUCGUAUGCAACGGAGGCUCAUGGAUUUUGGGCUUUGAAGGGCUAUGCAUCUAUUCUGGCUAUGGAUAUUGCUAACUCUCCCAGGAAAAGUAGCAAAUUUCCUGUUGUUGAAGCUAGGGAUACGGUGCUGAAAUAUGCCUUAGCUCACCAACAGUUAGAGGCAGUUUUGCAGUUGGAAUAUUCAGUUAACUUUUAUGACAGUUAUAUUCGGGUUAUCGCACGCAUUGAUAACCUACGGUUCCAUGUGGCGAAAUUAGGGUUUAAAAAGAAUGAGAAUGCUGAUUAUGGUGAGGAGAGACACCUUGUGUCUAGGGUUAAGGUUUGGGUGGGACCAGAGGUUGGAGCAACUUAUGUGGCCGGUUUGAGUUUGGGCCGCUCUACAGAUAAUGGGGAGAGAGAACUGGAAAUGAAAAAAGUGGUGAAGGGGAGUGUUGAAAAUUCGAAGGCUUCUAAGGUGAAAACUAGGGCAAGAACGGCUACAAGGACAAAGAUGAAAAACUGGAGGUGGGACCAAGAUGCUGAAGGGAAUACUGUUAUUUUCGAUGCAGUUUUACAUAAUAAUAUAAACGGUCAAGAAGUUGCCGCGUGGAACUCAAACAUUGAUAAUACUAGCGAUGGUGGUGACGGCAAGAGCAGUGGUAAUGAAAAUAAAUUCAAGGGACCAAAUCGGCCAUUUACAAAAACAAGAGGAUUGGUUUUCGCAGGAGACGAAUAUGGGGAAGGAGUAGAAUGGAGAUUGAGCAAAGAGAUGGAAGGCAGUGUACUGAAGUGGAGAAUAGGAGGGGAAGUUUGGGUGAGUUAUUGGCCAAGUGAAGUUAAGAGUUCAUAUUUCGAAACUAGAUGCGUCGAGUGGUGUGAUGAAGUUGAUCUGCCUCUAAUUCCAGGAAAAUAGAGUUGCUGCCAAAGGAACUUCUUCCAUUGUCAAUAAAUAUGGAAAAAAGAGGUCCAUGUGUGUAUAUUAAAAGUUUAUUAUCAUAAUAAAGAUUUUAUAUUUCUGCA